Molecule: messenger RNA, 1691 nt
Organism: Rosa rugosa (rugosa rose)
Lineage: Eukaryota; Viridiplantae; Streptophyta; Magnoliopsida; Rosales; Rosaceae
Product: F-box/FBD/LRR-repeat protein At1g13570-like
Exons: 4
Coding region: 166-1395 (409 amino acids)
Molecular function (GO): protein binding
Source: RefSeq, a predicted model, not a curated record
CUUCCUCAGUCAGUCGGUCACUCACUCACUCAGUCUCUCUCUCUCUCUCUCAUGCCCACAAACCCUAACUGUCAUGCGACGAUCAGCUUCUUGAUCUUUUCCGCUUGAAGUGAUUAUCUCCAUAUUUCUGAGGAGCAAAGGAAGGCACCCAAGUCUCCUUCAAAAAUGGAGGUGGAGUUGGACUCAAUUAGCAACUUACCAAGAGAGAUUGUUGAAAAGAUUUUGGCACGUUUGCCGAUCAAGGAGGCAGUGAGGACAAGUAUUUUAUCGACCAAGUGGAGGUACAAACCAGCCAUGCUUCAAAAUCUAAAGUUUGAUGAGCAAUGUGUAUCGACUCAGAACCAUAUCACCUUUGCUAAUAUUGUUGAUCAAGUACUCUUACUUCACAUUGGCCCCAUACACAAGUUUGAGCUUUCUCAUCGGGAUUUUUUAGCCAGUGCUGAUAUUGAUAGAUGGGUUCUUCAUCUAUCAAGAAGCUGUGUCAAAUGUUUGAAACUUGUAAUCUGGAAGGGGCAUCGCUACAAGUUGCCUUCAAGUUUCUUUUCUUGUCAAGACAUAAUUCAUUUGCGGUUACAUAAUUGUAUUCUAAAGCCUCCAUCAACUUUCAGAGGCUUCAAGAGUUUGGAGCAUCUUGACAUUCGGCAUGUUACGUUGGCCCAACAUGCCUUUGAAGAUUUUAUUGUUUGUUGUCCUGUGCUUAAGAGACUGAUUUUGAAAUACUGUGAUGGUUUCACAAAUCUCUGCAUCGAUGCACCAAAUCUCAAAUUGCUUGAUAUAGAUGGUAGUUUUGAGGAUGUUAGUCUUCAGAAUACCUUACAUCUUGAACAUGUUGACAUCCGUUUGGAAUUCAAAGUCAGAUGGGUUGUGGGCGGUUCAUCCAAUUUGGUCAAGUUUUUCGUUCACCUACCUAAUAUUCGUGACCUUCAAAUUUCAGGUUACGUUUUAAAGUUUUUGGCUGUUGGUCCCUUGCUACGAAAGCUGCCUCAACCAAUACUAUUUCUGAACGAUCUUUAUAUGGACGUAAACUUCACUGAUCUGGAGGAGAUUACAACUGCUCUAUGCCUUGUAAGAAGCUCCCCUGCUCUACGAAAACUAGAGAUUGUGGUCAACCAUAUUGAUUAUCAUCAUGUUGUGGGAGAAGUGAACUCCUGGUUUGAAAAUUUAGGCGAAAACUCAGAUUGUCAACUCACUGAACUUCGACGUAUAGAAAUUGUUGCCAUCUCUGAUGCCAAAGCUGAACUAGAUUUGAUCAAAUUGCUGCUGUUAAGUUCACCUGUACUGGAGUGCAUGACUCUUAAGCCUUUUUCUGUGGAUGGCUCUUUGGAACUGUUAAAACAGGUGGUCCGGUUUAGGCGUGCCUCGGUUCAGGCUGAGAUAAUCUUCUUGGACCCUUGAUAGAUCUACUCAAACUUGAAAUGCAUAGCAUACCAUUUUACUGCUCAAGAACUAGAAUGAGGAAUGGCACAGAUGGGGGCUUGAUGCCAGAAUGCAGACUUUAUAUGAAGGAAGAGGAACAAACCUGUUGAUGAUUUCUAUUUUUCCAAAUGGUAGUCUUAUCGCAUUAUCGAGUCUACAAUUGAUGCUGCAAAGGUUUCUUUCCAACCAUUAGUGGGAAAUAUUGUUCAGUUUUUUUUUUUUUUUUUCUUCAUAAAACCGGGUGUUUUGGUAUGUAAUAUAUAAUUUGGAGAACA